AUAAGCGGUGAGAAGCGGGGAGGAGCGUCAGUUCUGCUCAACUAUUCUCAGCAAGAUGUCGGUCCUUUUCCAGGUGUCUUCAUUUGUGGUUCUGCUCUGCUGCUUUGCUCCAUCCUCUGGACAACCUCCAGUAACCAGGGACCCUUGUGCUAACUUCGAGUGUUUGAACGGAGGUUCCUGCACUGCACCUGCCGACCUCCCAUCUUGUAGGUGUACAGGAGGGUAUUUCGGGGACAAAUGUCAAUUCGGACCAGUAAUCAGGGACCCUUGUGCUGGCUUCGAGUGUUUGAACGGAGGUUCCUGCACUGCACCUGCCGACUUCCCAUCCUGCCUAUGUCCACAAGGGUAUUACGGAGACAAAUGUCAAUUCAGACAAGUAACCAGGGACCCUUGUGCUAACUUUGAGUGUUUGAACGGAGGUUCCUGCACUGCACCUGCCGACCUCCCAUCCUGCAGUUGUCCAGGAGGAUAUUUCGGGGACAAAUGUCAAUUCGGACCAGUAAUCAGGGACCCUUGUGCUGGCUUCGAGUGUUUGAACGGAGGUUCCUGCACUGCACCUGCCGACUUCCCAUACUGUAUGUGUCCAGAAGGAUAUUCCGGAGACAAAUGUCAAUUCGGACCAGUAAUCAGGGACCCUUGUGCUAACUUCGAGUGUUUGAACGGAGGUUCCUGCACUGCACCUGCCGAUCUCCCAUUCUGCAGUUGUCCAAAAGGGUAUUUCGGAGCCAAAUGUCAAUUCUCAUCAAAUCCCUGCGCUAACUUCAACUGUUUGAAUGGAGGUUACUGCUUUUCAUUUUUCAACCGCCCAUUCUGUUUGUGUCGCUUUGGAUAUGUGGGGAAAAAAUGUCAAACAAGAAUCUAUUAACGAUUCCUAAGACAGUGUGCUGUGCCUUUUGCGAGUGAUAUCAAUGUGGUUGAUCCCAACAAACAGAAUAUAUGUAAUAUCAAUAAGUGAAUUCCCACUCCGCCUUUUCCAGAUUUCUUAUUAUGUAUUUCAAAAAUCCUCAGCUUCCUUCUAUUAUCCGUAAAGAGAAACCUAUACAUGUACUGAUUUCGUCAAGAAGAAUGGGCUGAAAAUAGCACGAUGUCAAGUUGGGGUUUUUCCAAACCCAUACGUGUUUAACGAUAACAUGAUGCAAAUCCAGUUGACAGGAAACGUAUUUCUAUUACAAUAUUGUGAUUUUAGAGACAAUAAACUUUAUUAGUGCCAUCAAG
Aplysia californica (California sea hare) is the source of this 1215-nucleotide messenger RNA. Its product is annotated as delta-like protein 4. The record is from RefSeq and is a predicted model, not a curated record. Gene Ontology annotation, cellular component: protein-containing complex; plasma membrane. The transcript has 8 exons. The coding region runs from base 56 to 865 and encodes 269 amino acids. Gene Ontology annotation, molecular function: calcium ion binding. Gene Ontology annotation, biological process: heterophilic cell-cell adhesion; establishment or maintenance of epithelial cell apical/basal polarity. Lineage: Eukaryota; Metazoa; Mollusca; Gastropoda; Aplysiida; Aplysiidae.